This is a messenger RNA of Hyla sarda, 1652 nucleotides long. It is a transcript of the gene TESPA1, whose product is annotated as thymocyte expressed, positive selection associated 1. Lineage: Eukaryota; Metazoa; Chordata; Amphibia; Anura; Hylidae. The coding region runs from base 291 to 1079 and encodes 262 amino acids. Gene Ontology annotation, molecular function: signaling receptor binding. The record is from RefSeq and is a predicted model, not a curated record. The transcript is spliced from 9 exons.
CAGUACGGAAGGGGGAUGGGGAACAUCGUCUUCUGUGAGACCUCAGGCCCCAUCUGCCAGAACAGCUGGAUGGACACUUCUGGGGAUCUGUGCUGUGAGGCGAUGUAGGGCAAAGCUGAGUAAGUGAGUUGUCUCAGGGCACAACACAGUACUUGGCUGGGAGCCCUUCCAUGAGACGUUCUGACAGUCUACCUGGGAUUGGCAGAGGGGCCUCUAUGCUACACACUGCUGUUUCCCAGGACAUUUUCUCUAAGAUUUCCUAAUUCCAAGAACACGUGAAAUUUUUAACAAUGACAGGCACCAUCUCAUCAGACAGGCCUUUAGCUUGGUCAAGGUCACGUCGUGCGAACAAUAUUGGGGAUGCAGAGGACUCUUUGGCUCUUAUAAUGUCCAUGUCAGAAUUCACUUUUCAAGAUGAGGAUGAAGCUUUUGUGGAAGAGGGCUGUACCAAGAAGAUCAUAAAAAAAUGGCUGCAGGAUUGUCGUUCAUGUUCUGAAGACUCAUGUGAAGAUGUUAAUUCCAAAGUAUCAUAUUGUAAAGGAAACAGCUUGGAUGACGACUUUACUCUUGGAGCUGAAGCAACUUUUUUAUCUAAUCACCAUCGGAACAGGAUAAGUGAGGUGUUGGACUGCCAUCGCACAAAUCUCAAGACCACAAGCCUGGGUAACAGUAUGGCAUCAGACACUACCACUAAAACAAGUUCUAGUAUCUCAGAGGUCCUCACCCUGUGUCAAGCAGAUGCAGAGACCAUCCUUUAUAAUCUGGGAUUUGCCUGUGAAAAAAAUUGUUCUAUGUAUGAAAUACCUUCCAGGUUUUUCCUGAUCCCUUCUAAAGCAGAAGGCAUCAAUCUCUCAAUGUAUUUUAAGUCCCUUUUACAUAGAAUAAAGAGAGGAGACUCCAGCUACAUACCAGCAGAUCAUGGAUUACUAAAUGACAAACUAAAUCCAAUUCAUAAUUCAUACUCUUACAUAAGGACUCCAGAAAAAAAGGAAAGCAACCAAGGACAUUGGACAGAAUUACCUUUACAUGAGUAUAUGUCAAGUAAAAGAAACUUGCUAUCAUCUUUCCUACUGAACUGAGAACAAGAAAGCGUCGGAUACAUGUAUUUUCUGGAGGCCUGAGCACUACAGUAUCACAGAGUGUAGUCAUAGACUGUAAAAGGCAAUUUGGUCUGCUGACUACUGAGAUACACUGCAAACUAGAGACGUUUCUUAUUUAUUUACAAGAAAUAUGUUCUAAAGCCUUCAAAGAAUUAAAAGGUCUGAUGUAAUGAUAGGUGGAGAAAAGACCAGCAGAGACAUGAUCCAUAUAUUUCUUUAUGUGUAAACUAAUAAUUAUGUAUUAUCAGUGGAGUUCAACUUGUAGGGACUCUACAACCCCUACUAUGCCUUGAUAACUGCGCGUGUUUAUAUAAGUGCGUGCGGGGCAUGGCAUGGCACAGCCAGUGGUCAGACCCCAAUAAUCAGAUAUAUACACUAUUACCAGUUCGGUUGAUUAGUGAUUAGUUUUAAUCUUGGGAUAACGCUCUAACAUGGCCAGAAUAAAGGCGUUUUAGAGUCUGAUUUAUUUCACAAAUUAACUAAAAUAAUCACUAUAGUUCUUAGAUUAUGGUCUUUGAUACAUUUCUCUUCUGUGGGAUCUUAGGCCGUAUU